CCCGGUUUCCGGAAGUGCGUCACGGGCUCGGGCCUGUCUCCUGCUGAGUCCGGGCGCGCGGAACUUCGGCUCGAAACAAAACAACCCGCGGAGCCGCCGGGCGGGGGGUCACUUGUUCCUUGCCAGAGAGUUUGCCCACAAAGAGUCGCCAAGAUAGCUGGGCCAGGAAGAAAGCGUCGAACCCCUGACCCAGAUUCCAUCACUGACCCCGGUGGGCCGUUUGUCUCCUCCAAACGGCUGAAAAUGUCCAGCAGCACCAGUGCCCCAGGCCAGAGGCGAGCAUCCCGUGGGCUGGAGGAUGCAACCAACAAGAAGAGGCAGAAGGACCGAGCAAACCAGGAGAGCAAGGAGAGCGAGAGACCCCCUGGCAGUGACCCUAAGAAAGACCUGCUGCUGGACUGGAAGCAGAACGCUGAUGAGGUCAUUGUGAAGCUGAACUUGGGCAGCGGGGCCCUGAAGUUGGAGGAGGUGGAUGCUGCGUUCACAGACACCGACUGCGUUGUCAGGCUGCCAGAUGGCCGCCAGUGGAGUGGCCAGUUCUACGGGGAGAUCGAGAGCUCCUGCAGCAAAGUCCAGGGUAAGAAGGGCAACUUCCUGCAGCUGGUGCUUCAGAAGAAGAUCCCCCUGCACACCUGGGCUUCACUCCUGAAGAAGCGGAAGGACGGAUCCAAGGAGCUAGCCAAGGGGGCCGUGAGCCCGAAUGGGAAGGAGCAGCCCCCACCCGCACAGCCCACCCCUGAGGAGCCGGCGAGGAGCAAACGGGAGUUCCCGAACUCAAAGCGAGCUCCAGGGAGGGGUGAGGCCCCUGAAGGGAAGAGCCCAGCCAGCCCCGGGCUGCAAAGCGGGCCCAGCGCCAAGCGGGCAGGGUACCUCAAGGUGGCUCUGAUGGAGGAGGAGCCAAAUGCCGGGGUCCCUGGGGGCUUGGAGCCUGGCAAGGGACCCAGCGGGAGAGGGGGCAGCCGGCAGAACGGCCAAGCAGCCUGCGGUGAUGCUGCCACGGGCCUGACCCCGCCUCUGGUGAAGGCCGAAGUGCUGCAGAAGGAGCCCGUACUUGUGGGGAUGCAGCCACUUGCUGCCCCUUCGGAGAGCUUCCCCCAGCACAUGGCACCCUGCCUGGAGAAGAGAGCCUUGCAGCCGGCUGCUUCCCAGUGCCUGGCAGCCCUUGGAGAGGGCCCCGAGGCUGUCCUGGCCCCCGCCUCCCCUCCGCUGAGCAGAGACGCUGAGAAGAGCGACUGGUCCAAGGAGGAUGUUGCCCUGGAAGUAGCAGCGGAUGAGCCAGAGCCCAUGGUGAGCCUGACCUUGGUGAAGAACGACUCGUACGAGAAGGGGAGUGAUUCGGUAGUGGUGCACGUCUACGUGAAGGAGAUCCACAGGGAGACCUCCAAGGUGCUGUUCCGGGAGCAGGACUUCACGCUGGUGUUCCAGACCAGUGAUGUGAACUUCCUGCGACUGCACCCCAGCUGCAGCCCCCGCACAGUGUUCAGGUGGCAGGUGAAACUCAGGAACCUCAUUGAGCCGGACCAGUGCACAUACAACUUCACCGUCUCCCGCAUCAACAUCUGCCUGAAGAAACGCCACAGCCAGCGCUGGGGGGGGCUGGAAGCCCCGGCUGCACGAGGCUUAGGAGUGCAGUGGUGUGCAAAGGUCGAUGCAACAGGCCUACCCCCCUGGAUAAGAGCCAGCCUGGGCGGUAACCAGCAUCCCUUCCAUAAGGAGGAGGCUGCGCCAGGGGAAAGGAGCAAGCCCAGAGCAGAGGCUGGUGCCGCUGGCAGGGCGUCGUGGCCCGGACGCCACAGAGCACGCACAGUGAAGCAGGAACCGCACGUACGGCAGCCCAAGCCGAUGUGCAUGGUGCCGCCAAUGACUCACAGCCCGGUGAGCAGCGAGAGCGUGGAGGAAGAUGAGGAGGAGGAGGAGAAGAAGGUGUGUCUGCCGGGCUUCACGGGGCUGGUGAAUCUGGGGAACACCUGCUUCAUGAACAGCGUCAUCCAGUCCCUGUCCAACACGCGGGAGCUGCGGGACUAUUUCCAUGAUCGCUCCUUCGAGGCUGAGAUCAACUACACCAACCCGCUGGGCACGGGGGGACGCCUGGCUAUUGGCUUCGCUGUGCUCCUGCGGGCGCUCUGGAAGGGCACCCACCACGCCUUCCAGCCCUCCAAGCUGAAGGCAAUCGUCGCCAGCAAGGCCAGCCAGUUCACGGGCUACGCCCAGCACGAUGCCCAGGAGUUCAUGGCCUUCCUUCUCGAUGGCCUGCACGAGGACCUGAACCGCAUCCAGAACAAGCCCUACACAGAGACGGUGGACUCGGACGGGCGGCCCGACGAGGUGGUGGCAGAGGAGGCCUGGCAGCGGCACAAGAUGAGGAACGACUCCUUCAUCGUGGACCUCUUUCAGGGCCAGUACAAGUCCAAGCUGGUGUGCCCAGUGUGCUCCAAGGUAUCCAUCACGUUUGACCCCUUUCUCUACCUGCCGGUGCCCCUGCCCCAGAAGCAGAAGGUGCUGACUGUCUAUUACUUUGCGAAGGAGCCGCACAAGAAACCUGUCAAGUUUCUCGUCAGCAUCAGCAAGGAGAACUCCAGCGCUGUGGAGGUGUUGGAGUCGGUUGCCCAUAGCAUGCGUGUGAAGCCAGAGAACCUGCGCCUGGCAGAGGUGAUCAAGAACCGCUUCCACCGCAUGUUCCCGCCGUCCCAGUCACUGGACACGGUCUCCCCCACAGACCUGCUCCUGUGCUUCGAGGUGCUGUCCCCAGAGCUGGCCAAGGAGCGGGUGGUGGUGCUGCAGGUCCAGCAGCGUCCCCAGGUGCCCAGCGUCCCCAUCAGCAAGUGCGCGGCCUGCCAGAAGAUGCAGCAGGCAGAGGACGAGAAGCUGAAGCGCUGCACUAGGUGCUACCGAGUGGGCUACUGCAACGUGGGGUGUCAGAAAACACACUGGCCAGAUCACAAAGCCCUGUGCCGGCCUGAGAACAUCGGCUUCCCCUUCCUCAUCAGUGUGCCGGAGUCGCGCCUCACGUACUCCCGGCUGGCCCAGCUUCUGGAGGGCUAUGCAAGGUACUCAGUCAGCGUGUUCCAGCCUCCUUUCCAGCUGUGCCCACAGCCCCUGCUCCCCGAGAAGCUGGACCUGCCUGCGAGGAGUAGCUGUGCGGCUGCCCCCCCUGCCCCAGAGGCGGGGGAUGCAAACAGAGCCCCACACCGUCAGGAGCCCCAGCUAUCCACCCCGGAGCUGCACCCGGAGCUGGGGGAGGCCAGCACAGUGCCCAGGAGUUCCACACUCAGCUCCGACUCGGGCUGCUCUGAGCACUCUCUGGAGGUCCAGGGCGAGGGCUGCUGGGUGAAGGAGCCGUCCUACGAGCGAGGCCCCAAGCCUGAAGCUGCCGUCCCCGGGUACCAGCAUGCGCCCAACGCACUCAGUGCCCAUGCCACCCAGUUCUACAUCAACAAGAUUGACGGAGCCAGCCGAGAGCACAAGCUGGAGGACAAAGGCGAUGCCCCGCUGGAGCUGACGGACGACUGCUCCCUGGCCCUGGUGUGGAAGAACAACGAACGCCUCAAGGAGUUUGUGCUGGUGGAGUCCAAGGAGCUGGAGUGUGUGGAGGACCCGGGCUCAGCCAGCGAGGCAGCCAGGGCCGGCCACUUCACACUGGGCCAGUGCCUCAACCUCUUCACCAAGCCUGAAGUGCUGGCGCCCGAGGAAGCGUGGUACUGCCCCAAGUGCAAGCAGCAUCGCGAGGCCUCCAAGCAGCUCAUGCUGUGGCGCCUGCCCAACGUGCUCAUCAUCCAGCUCAAGCGCUUCUCCUUCCGCAGCUUCAUCUGGAGGGACAAGAUCAACGACAUGGUGGACUUCCCGGUCCGGAGCCUGGACUUGAGCAAGUUCUGCAUCGGGCAGAAGGAGGAGCAGCAGCAGCCCAUGUACGACCUGUAUGCGGUGAUCAAUCACUACGGCGGGAUGAUCGGCGGGCACUACACGGCCUACGCCCGGCUGCCCAGCGACAAGAGCAGCCAGCGCAGCGACGUGGGCUGGCGGCUCUUUGACGACAGCACGGUGACCACGGUGGACGAGAGCCAGGUGGUGACGAGAUACGCGUACGUCCUCUUCUACCGCCGGCGGAACUCUCCCGUGGGGCGCCCCCCAGAGCACCGGCCAGACAUGGCCGCCGCCGAACCAGCCGCCAGCCAGGCUUCUCUGAUCUGGCAGGAACUGGAGGCCGAAGAGGAAGAGGAGCCCGAGGCUCGCAGGAGGCAUGCCAGGACGCCCUGUCGGCCCCGUGGCCAGAAGGCAAGCCAGGACGCCCAGCAGCACGCUGACGAAGGCUGCCUCCGAUAUGUUGUGCUGGGCACCAUGGCAGCCAUUGUAGCACUCUUCCUAAAUGUCUUCUACCCCCUCAUCUCCCAGAGCCGCUGGGAGAGCGUGGGCCUGGCCCUGGCAGCAGCUGGGCAUCCUGGCACAGCCGCCUUGCUGCAGACAAGGCGACCCUCUGGCGCUGUGCAGAGGGCUCUGCUGCUCACUCGGGCACUGGAGGAAGCUGUUGGAGUGCUCUGGGGCCCUCAGCGCUGCGGCUGCCUCCUUGUCAUGUUCUUGCUGUGCGAGGCGGCUGCUGCCGCCACUCAGGGCUCGCUGCCCCGGCCUGGUUGGUGGGGCAUGAACCCCGUGUCGUUCAGCUCCACCGCCACCCCCGAAGGAGGCCUCCCGCCACCCCCCGCCGGGCUCCCGGAUCGCUUUGCCAGCCCCACAGAGUGCCCUGCCCCCUCCUACAGCAACAUGGAGGAAGUCGACUGAGGCGCAGCUGGCUGCUGACAGGGGUGGAUGUGCAAGGGGCUGUUCUGUGGCUUCCCACCUCCUGCCCCUUGCCGGGGGGUCCCUGCCCUGGCCCUGCUCAAGCACUUUCCUCUCAGCCCCUGCCCUGCUGGGUAACGGUUUCAUUGGCUGCCAGGCAGGGAUAGGGGUAGGAGGGCCCAGGGCUGCAUGGGCCUGGGGCAGCUCGCUGGGGAUCACCUGGCCCCAAUCCUCCAUUGCCCUGUGGCCCACAUGGGAACAGAACCUGCUGCUCCUUUGUGGGGCUGGGACUGGGGCUUCUCCCUGUUCCCCAGGAUCUGGCAGCUCCCUGGCAUGGUAAUUGGGAGGAUGGGUGUGGGGCAGCCUCCCUCUCCAGGGGCUGGGCCUGCCAAGGGUGGCUUUGCCUGCUCUCCUUGUCUUGCUGUUGACAAGGUCCCUGUGGUGCCCGUGCCCAUGCAACUGUGGGCUCUGGCACGGGGGUCACAGCCUGGCCCUACUGCAUUCUGCCAGCUCAGGCUGGGCGGGGUGAGGAAGGCAGGCGCCUCUGCGAACGGGUGCUAGAGCCAGCGGCUGCUUGCUCAGGCCCAGCAGCCGCCCCCGGCGCGUGUGCCCCCUUCUCCCGUGCAUUGGUGCAUUCUCUGGAAUCGCAUUCUCCGGCCCCUGGGAUCUGACUGCUGCUGCCUCCCUUGAUUCUCCCCAGGCGGAGCCCUUGCCUCCCUCCCGCCAGCUGCUGCUCCCCCUCACUUUGUAUAAAGUUGGUGUUUGUCUUGAGUCAUUAAAUUCUAUUGAACUCUG
Messenger RNA from Chelonoidis abingdonii (Abingdon island giant tortoise), 5565 nucleotides. NCBI's taxonomy places the organism in Eukaryota, Metazoa, Chordata, Testudines, Testudinidae. The record is from RefSeq and is a predicted model, not a curated record.